UAAUUUCCCAUAUAUACACGCAUCCAAACUCUUAAACCAAUACAAUUUUUUAUAUAUAUAAUAAAAACAAAAUCUUCAUAUAUUUCUAUUUAUAUCUACAUAAUUUUAAUUAGUGUAUAUACGUGCUGCUACCAAGCUAGUGUGUACGUAGUCGAGUAAUACCGUUUAUCCGUUGAUUCAAGGAAGGAUGUGGAAGUUGAAAAUUGCAGAGAAAAAUGAGAACGAUGCAUACUUAUAUAGCACCAACGACUACGUAGGGCGCCAGACUUGGGAGUUUGAUCCCGAAGCUGGUUCGCCUGAAGAGCGUGCUCAAGUUGAAGAAGCUCGUCUCCGUUUCUACGAUCGUCGCUUUCAGGUCAAGCCAAGUGCAGACCUUCUCUGGCGUAUGCAGUUUCUAAAGGAGAAAAAGUUCGAGCAGAAAAUAGCAAAAGUGAAAAUAGAAGAGGAUGAAGAAAUAACAUAUGAAAAGGCAACACAGGCAUUACGAAGGGCAGUCAACGUAUUUUGUGCCCUUCAGGCUUCUGACGGUCACUGGCCUGCUGAAAAUGCUGGCCCUCUGUUCUUCCUUCCUCCAUUAGUGAUGUGUGUGUACAUAACAGGACAUUUAGAAAGUGUGUUUCCGAGCGAGCAUCGUAAGGAAAUUCUGAGAUACAUUUACUACCAUCAGAAUGAAGAUGGAGGUUGGGGCCUUCACAUUGAAGGUCAUAGCACCAUGUUCUGCACCGUUCUUAGCUACAUUUGCAUGCGUAUUCUCGGACAAGCUCCUGACGGCGGUCAGGAUAACGCUUGUGCUCGAGCUAGAACUUGGAUUCAUCAGCAUGGCGGUGUUACUUACAUUCCCUCCUGGGGAAAGACUUGGCUCUCGAUACUCGGCGUGUAUGAUUGGUCUGGAAGCAACCCGAUGCCCCCCGAAUUUUGGCUCCUUCCUUCGUUUCUGCCUAUGCACCCAGCAAAAAUGUGGUGCUAUUGUCGGAUGGUUUACAUGCCGAUGUCUUAUUUGUAUGGGAAAAGGUUUGUCGGACCUAUCACUCCUCUUAUUCUUCAACUCCGACAAGAACUCCACACUCAACCUUAUGAACAAGUUAAUUGGAAAAAAACUCGCCACCUUUGCGCAUCUGAGGAUCUGUAUUAUCCCCACCCGAUGAUUCAAGAUUUAAUGUGGGAUGCUCUCUAUGUAUCCACCGAGCCUUUUCUAACACGCUGGCCUUUCAACAAAUUGAUCAGGAGAAAGGCUCUUCAAGUUACUAUGAAUCACAUUCACUACGAAGAUGAAAACAGUCGAUACAUUACCAUUGGCUGCGUCGAAAAGGUGUUAUGCAUGCUUGCUUGCUGGGUUGAAGAUCCAGAUGGUGAUUAUUUCAAGAAACAUCUUGCUAGGAUCCCAGAUUACAUUUGGGUCGCGGAAGACGGAAUGAAAAUGCAGAGUUUCGGAAGUCAACAGUGGGACACUGGUUUUGCCAUUCAAGCUUUGCUUGCUUGUAAUCUUACUCACGAAAUAGGUGAUGUGCUCAAGAAAGGCCAUGACUUCAUAAAGAAAUCUCAGGUCAAGAAUGAUCCUUCCGGAAACUUCAAAAACAUGUACAGACAUAAUUCUAAAGGAUCGUGGACUUUCUCUGACCAAGACCAUGGAUGGCAAGUUUCAGAUUGCACUGCAGAAGGUCUUAAGUGUUGCCUUCUUUUCUCCAUGAUGCCGCCUGAAAUUGUAGGCGAGAAAAUGGAGCCCCAACAGUUGUAUGACGCUGUCAACAUCCUCCUCUCGUUACAGAGUAAGAACGGAGGUUUAGCAGCGUGGGAGCCAGCCGGGGCUCAAGAAUGGCUGGAACUUCUGAAUCCCACAGAAUUUUUCGCUGACAUAGUCAUCGAGCACGAAUAUGUGGAGUGCACUGCAUCUGCAAUCCAUGCUUUAGUUUUGUUCAAGAAAUUGUACCCGGGGCAUCGUAAGAAGGAGAUAGAGAGUUUCAUCGGCAAUGCUGUACGAUACCUUGAGGACAUACAAAGUCCAGAAGGAGGAUGGUAUGGAAACUGGGGAGUUUGCUUCACUUAUGGUUCAUGGUUUGCAUUGGGAGGUCUAGCCGCUGCUGGCAAGAGUUACAACAAUAGCGAAACAAUGCGCAGAGGUGUUAAUUUCCUCAUCAGGAUACAGAAAGAAAACGGAGGAUGGGGAGAGAGCUAUUUGUCGUGCCCGGAGAAGAAAUAUGUGAGUCUCGAAGGAAACAGAUCGAAUCUGGUGCAUACCGCAUGGGCAAUGAUGGGUCUGAUUAACGCCGGGCAGAUGGAUAGGGACCCGAGACCUCUUCACCGAGCAGCAAAGUUGAUAAUCAACUCCCAAUUAGAAGAUGGUGAUUUUCCUCAACAGGAAAUCACGGGUGUGUUCAUGAAGAACUGCAUGUUACACUAUGCAGCAUACAGAAGUAUCUACCCGCUAUGGGCUCUAGCAGAAUAUCGAAGACGUGUUCCUUUGCCAUCCAACGUUAUUUAAAAUAUGUUUGUUGUAUUUGUCAUUACUCAACCAUAAUGAUAAACCUCACACGAUUUACAGAAAUUCCAACCUUUAACUUA
Messenger RNA from Mercurialis annua (annual mercury), 2559 nucleotides. Its product is annotated as beta-amyrin synthase. Gene Ontology annotation, cellular component: lipid droplet. NCBI's taxonomy places the organism in Eukaryota, Viridiplantae, Streptophyta, Magnoliopsida, Malpighiales, Euphorbiaceae. The coding region runs from base 188 to 2479 and encodes 763 amino acids. The record is from RefSeq and is a predicted model, not a curated record. Gene Ontology annotation, biological process: triterpenoid biosynthetic process. Gene Ontology annotation, molecular function: beta-amyrin synthase activity. The transcript has 16 exons.